AUGACUCUAGUGAUCCCAGGUUGUGUAGGGGAAAACGGUGUCCGGCUGACUCAGGUCACUGUGCCUGUACUUUUGUUGGAGUCGCGUGCUUGUCCUCCUUUUCUCAGUGACGAAUUGAACAUUCAGCCCAACCGCAUGGGUCUAAGCAGAGUUGACCGACUUGGGGAAGCGGGUCUCGCGAUGGGCAAAUGGGAUCACUCGACUCCUACCUCGACUCAUCGUCACACACCUGACUUGUCGACUUCAGGGAACAACGAAGGAUGGGGCUUUGAGUUUGAUAUGGAGGCCAUGGCGCGCGACGCGGGAACAAGGCAUGAUCGAUACCAGGAUGAAAGGAGCCGCGGUGUUAAUUAUAGCGACAGCUGGUUCUCGCCGCGCGGCAGGAAAGACUCUGACGAAUAUGAUGCACAUGAUGUAUCUCAGGCUGAUGCUGAUCAGGAGGAUUCUGAAUACCAGGAACAUGACUGGAGCACAGCAACGCAAGGCGGAACCGAUAACCGGUAUACUCAUCACCAAUGGUUUACAGGCAAUAACGAUGAAGGAGACUCGUACGAUGAGAAGCAGAAAGAGGAGGAAGAUCAACGGCCGCAUGCGAAUGAUGUCGAGGAGCUCGAGGACGUGUGGGAUGUGCGUGGGACGGUGCAAUGGGAGGUGGAUCCGGCUCAGGAUGAUGACGAGGAAGAAGAGGUGGUCUUGGACGAAUUGACGAGGUAUUGGGCAACACCUAACGUGUACGACGUUUUUCGACCGAAACCGAAACGCACCCAAUUGACGUUUUCAGAGCGGAUGCAGACAUACGACGGCGAUAACUGGGGAAGAGCGCCAGACCCUGUUAUGACUUAUGACGGCGGAUACACGAGCGACGUUCUGAUCGAGCAGAGCAAAAGAGAGUUCUGGGUCAAGCGUAAUGGCGAGUGGUUUCUUUUGAACAAAUCAACAGACACCAGGAUUAGCCAUCAAGGUCAACAAAGCCCACAAACCCAACAAAUUCAUCAGAGCCAUCAAAGUCAUCAAGGUAACCAAGGUCACCAAAAUCAUCAGGGUCAUCAAAGCUCUCUCGGUCAUCAAAGACAUCAACAGCGAAACUUGAACCAAAGGGACGAGGGCUCGCCUAUCGAGGAUGACAGCUCACGCAGCGAUGGCGAGAAUAGUGGGUCACACAGCGAUGGCGGGGUCGACGAAGAGUUUUCGCUGCAGCCUUACGACUUCGAGAAGGAGGGAUUCGUCGGUGAGGAGGAUUGGAAAAGGCCCAGGAGAGAUCCAGUUAAUGGGAACAAAGUGAAAGCCUCUAUGCCAGCAAACAUCAGAUGUGUUGAUGAUGAAAAGACAAUUCUUCCGACGAAUACCGAGUUAAUCGAUCUUGAGGAGACAUCCACACCAACAAACACCAUACCAGGGAGCGAGCCGGAGAUGUCGACCUUAACCUAUAAUAAGGGAGCAAUUGGGUUACUGCUGGACUUGGACUUCGACGACACAAUGACUGGCACCAUGGCCUUACCUGAUAGUGUCAUGAAUGCUGCAGCUGAGAAUCUCUCGACAGCACCGCCGGCUCACAUUGACAGCACUAUCGAGGCGCUUGGCGGGCUAUCGCUGCAUCAGAAAGUACCUAAUGCCUCCCAGCCCAAAGUGUUACCUUCUCAGGAUCUUCUCAUCGAUCUGGAUACCAAGGAGUUGUCUAGUCCCGUACAACCUUUAAUCGAUUUGGAUUCAAUGCCUUCUCAGCCAGCUGUUAGUCUCACUUCUCCCAUGAAGUUGGAUUCUCUGGCCUUGCCCGCCGCCCAGGAACCUCGAGCCAUCUCUAGUGACUCUCUAAUUGAAUUUGCAAGCCCUCAUGAAUGGCUGAAUCAAAUAGCAAAGAAGAACAUGGAGCAGUUCCAAGAGAGUAUGGUCGCGCACAAGAAGGAGUGGGUAGCCUUGAUGGAGAAACAGGAGCAGGACUCCAGGAAACUGGACGAAUUCAUUCGGCACCACAGUGAUGCAAAAAAAGCACGAAAGCCUAGGGGCCGCAUACCAGUUUCGCUCAGUAUGCUCAUAGAGACCAGGGAUUUCGGACAGCAGGAAAUCCGGGUCACCGAGAAUGACGAUCUCAAGGUCUUGGUCGAGGACUUUUGCGCAAAGUACCAAAUGCAGUCGUUCGAGAUGGCUAUCUGGGUUACUGUAGCUGACGCCCUCAAAAAACAGAAAAAGAUGUUGCGGAAACAAAGCAACCAGCAGACCGGAGCAUUGAUCUGA
Gamsiella multidivaricata is the source of this 2232-nucleotide messenger RNA. RefSeq lists its product as uncharacterized. The transcript is spliced from 4 exons. The record is from RefSeq and is a predicted model, not a curated record. Bases 1 to 2232 code for a protein of 743 amino acids. NCBI's taxonomy places the organism in Eukaryota, Fungi, Mortierellomycota, Mortierellomycetes, Mortierellales, Mortierellaceae.